AUGACUUCAUUCACACUUGAGAAGAGCUUAUAUAAGUUGAAGCUCUCUCCAGUCUCCACCAUCACUCAACUCACUCGCAGUGCUAAAUUUGCAAAAAUGGGGUGUCAUCCUAUCCUUCUCUGCCUCCUCUGUUUCCUCUUUUUCUUACAUUCCUCCCUUCACCUUGCUUCGCCCCUUUGCCCUUCCGACCAACGGGAUGCCUUGCUCCGUUUUAAGAAUUCCUUCGUGGUCGACCACAUGGCGUCGUACUCUUGUGAUAGGUUCAGCCCUGCCGUGUCCUAUCCAAAGACGAACUCGUGGAAUAAGGGCAAGGACUGCUGCUCAUGGGAUGGCGUCACUUGUGACGGCGUCACCGGCAACGUCGUUGGUCUAGACCUUGCUUGCUGUUGGCUUCGUGGUGCUCUCCAUUCCAAUAGCUCCCUCUUUCUCCUUCGCCAUCUUAUGAAUCUCAACCUUUGCGGUAAUAACUUUUCUGGCUCACACAUUUCGCCUAAUCUGAGCGCAUUUGCGAAAAUGACUCAUAUGAAUCUCUCUCGCUCACAAUUUUCGGGUACCGUUCCAAGUGAAAUCUCUCAUCUCUCUAAGUUGGUGUCACUUGAUCUCUCUUCCCCUGAUUAUGAGGAUUCAAACUUGCGCUCUUCUCUUAAGUUGGAAAAUCCGAUCUUCACAAUGCUUGCUCAAAACCUAACAGUAUUGAGAAAGCUUGUUCUUGAUAAAAUAAACAUGUCCAUGGUUUCACCAAAGUCCUUUGUGAAUUUGUCUUCUUCUUUGACACAUUUAAGCGUUUCUAGUUGUUCCUUAAGGGGGAUAUUCCCGGUUAGUUUUUUUCAAUUCCCAAACCUUACUACUCUCGUUAUCAGUUACAAUGAAGACAUGUCCGGGAUUCUUCCCAAAUCGAAUUGGACUGGUCCUCUUGCCUACUUGUCUCUCACGGGUAAGAGCUUUUUAGACGAAAUACCCGAUUUAAUUUGGUAA
Molecule: messenger RNA, 975 nt
Organism: Rhodamnia argentea
Lineage: Eukaryota; Viridiplantae; Streptophyta; Magnoliopsida; Myrtales; Myrtaceae
Product: receptor-like protein 9DC1
Exons: 1
Coding region: 1-975 (324 amino acids)
Molecular function (GO): protein binding
Source: RefSeq, a predicted model, not a curated record